AAAAAAUAUAAAUAGAAUAAAAUUUGUGAUACGUAAUAAACAAGAAACAAAUUUUAUCACCCCGGAGUCCGGACCUAUAGUUUUUCGUUUCCUAGUUUUUGUUUUUAAUAAUCACCCGUUAUCAAUUAUUUAAAUUUUAUAAAAAAUGUCGAACACGAAUAUGAACACCCCCUCUAUUUAUGAAUGUUUACUUUGUCAUCAAAAGUUUUCUUCUAUAAGUUUACUUUUAAGACAUGAAAAAAGUAAACACAAUGAUAAUAAAUUUAUACCUCACCGUAAUUCCCUUUACUUACCCCCUCCUGAGCUCAUUAUUCAAUAUCAAAAUGCUUUUAUAAUACAUAUUAAAAAGCGGCUUGAGCAUUCCAUUGGUUCCAAGAGUCUUUCAAUCGAUGCUUUGCCGGAAACUAUUUUUGUUCAUUUAUUUGAAUAUGAACCUACUUUUCGAUAUAGUCCGGCACAGCGAGAAUAUUACUGCGAAUUCCAAGGGAAGGAUGGAGAAGAAAGACUCAAGCAAAUACUUAAUUGCGAAUAUUGGAAUUUUCAGCAGGAUAAGACCACAGGAUAUGGUCUUAAUUUUAAUUGGUAUUUAUUUUAAUUGGUCACUAUUAGAACUAAACGAAAAUGGGCGAAAUUUGAAGUGUGGGAUUACAACUUGUACAUUUAUGGUUGAUUCUCGGGAAGAAAAUAAAUCUGAAACAAGUGAAUGCUCAAAUACAAAUCAGAUUAACUACCAUACAUCAAUUAUUUUUUUAUUUAUUUCAAUGUAUAUUAUUCUAGUUAUUCUAGCAACAAUUUUUUUAGGAAUAUU
This is a messenger RNA of Rhizophagus irregularis DAOM 181602=DAOM 197198, 808 nucleotides long. Lineage: Eukaryota; Fungi; Glomeromycota; Glomeromycetes; Glomerales; Glomeraceae. The record is from RefSeq and is a predicted model, not a curated record.